Messenger RNA from Blastocystis hominis, 1815 nucleotides. RefSeq lists its product as hypothetical. Lineage: Eukaryota; Bigyra; Opalinata; Blastocystidae. The record is from RefSeq and is a predicted model, not a curated record. Gene Ontology annotation, biological process: formation of translation preinitiation complex; translational initiation. Gene Ontology annotation, molecular function: translation initiation factor activity; RNA binding.
AUGUUCAGAAAACAAACGGAUGUCUUGCUUCAGACAAAGUCUUUCAUCAAAAAGAAGGAUGCAAAUGAGUUGAGAAAUCAACUUCAGUAUUGCUUCAAAAACUACACGGCUGAGGCAGACAAAGCGGUCUUUUGCAGUUCUGAUAAGAUUGAGCUCCUUCGUUUUAAGACGGGAGUUUGUGUAUACAAAGAUAAGACCGGAGAGCCUCUCAUCAUAUUGACAAAGGAAGGACGCUAUUACCCGACUAUAUUUGCUCUGUGGAAGGCUCCCACCAUUGUUCCCACGAUCUACACCAACUCCUAUGUCAGCAAGCGAAUUAUGGACGGAGCCGCUCUCAUGGCUCCAGGCAUUAUCGUUCCUUCGGCGUAUCUCACCAAUCAGGAGGAAGGACUUCCCUCUCUUCUCCUCAACACGGUCGUAUGCAUCGCCGUCGAAAAUAACCCACUUCCUUUUGCUGUUGGAUAUAUCAGUGUCAACAAUUUCCAAGAAGCCAAAGGCCGUGUGAUCGAGAUUAUUCACACAGUCUACGACAGUCUCUACGAAGAGUUUGCUGCCAAUCGAUCUUCGCCUCCCGGUUUUUCUCCCCUUGCCAUUCUCCCCAUUCUCCCCGCGGAACCCGCGGAAUCCGCUUCUUCAGCCGAAGAACCCGCGGAACCUGCGGAACCCAUGGAAUCCUCAGAGCCCACCGAACAUGCUGAGAGUCCCGCGGAACUUGAUUCGGCUCCCGCCUCUGCGAGUGCGAUCCCCGCGGGGAAUUCCGUUCCGCCUGAUAGUGAAACGCCCUUCAGCGUGAGCGAAUCGACGAUGGACGAAGAAUUCAAAAGCUUGUGUCUCCGCGUAGAAUUUGUGGGAUCCCACGAUUGUCUGAGCGACGUGAGGGAGGAGGAGCUUCCCAUGCAGGUGUCGACGUUCAACAGCAAGUAUCUGCGGAAGGCGGAGUAUAUCAAUCGGUUUGCAGCGAGUCCGUAUUGUGGAAACGGAGAAAGAUAUUGCGGCGAUGUGGCCGACGCGAAGGGACUGCGAUGGGAGAAGACCUCGUUUAAGAAAUUGCCCGCACUGAUGGCGUGCUUGAGCGAGAUGAAGCUGAUCACGCUGAAAACCAUCGCGAAGCAGUUGACAAUUCUCUCGCUGAACCAGCAGCAUGAGGCUCUGCUGCAGUAUCGCGCUUAUAUCGCCAAGAACAAACGGGAAACUCCCGGAAUGGCGAGAAAAGACGACGACGAUGACGGAGACGGUCCCGAAGUCUCGCAGAGCGCGCUUUAUCGAGUGAGCGGGUUUUUAAAGGGGCUGUUUAUGGCGAUGGGAUGCGAUCCUGCGGGGUUGUACUCGCUAUCCGAUGCUCGGAGAGUUUUGCAGGAUUACAUAAAGGAACGAGACUUGGUAUGCGCUGAGAAUCCGCAGAACGUGGUAGAUGUUGGGGAGAUGGGUGAUCGACAGAGACUGGAUGAAUUACUGGUGGACGCAAUUUACAGAGAUAAGAAAGUGCCGGAAAAUGGAUUUCCAAUGGAAUUGUCAAGAGCGGAGUUGGUGAAAUUGUUUACAGAGAGAUUACUUCCGUACCAUUGCGUUUCUGUGAAUGAUAAAGUCGUUGUGAAGAAGGGAAAGUGCCAGAAGAUCGAGAUCGUCACUCAGAAGAUGAAGGGGGCCCAUCGGGAACUGACAUUGGUGUAUAACACUUCCGACUUUAUGGUAAACACGAAAGAAUUGAUAACAGCACUGGCGAAAGCAUGUGCAUCAAGUUGCUGCGAGAAGAGCGGACCUACAGGAAAUUUCAUUCAAGUCCAGGGCAAGCACCCCAAGUUAAGAAUGUUCUGA